This is a messenger RNA of Arabidopsis thaliana (thale cress), 463 nucleotides long. RefSeq lists its product as uncharacterized. The transcript has a single exon. The record is from RefSeq and is marked reviewed. The coding region runs from base 39 to 248 and encodes 69 amino acids. Lineage: Eukaryota; Viridiplantae; Streptophyta; Magnoliopsida; Brassicales; Brassicaceae.
AAGACGAAAAGAGAGGAUUAGAUAGAGAGUGAAUAUCGAUGAGCACGGUAGAAAAAGCGGUGGAGGUGGUGGCGAUACAGGAUGGAGAGUGGCGGUUGGGGCCGAAACAAGGGAGUGUGUUCCCAAAAAAGAGGAUGCUGGUGAAGUCAAUGAUUAUGAAGACUCUCUUUUCAUCUCGAUCUCCUUUAAAGUCCAAGCAAAUAGUGGAGCUUCCGAGGAACAAGCGCGUGCAGUCUACGCUCCGGUAGCCUUCCAAUGAUAUUUCGGGGGUAAUCAUUAUGAGUCUUAAGAAAGAUUAUGUUAUAUUGUAUAUGUCUACCGAAUGAUCUCUCUUUCUGGAAAGAGUUUGUACUAAUAUAAGAUGCUUUUUUUUUUCUCUAAGUUCAAUAGUUUCUUUGUAUUGAUUCCUGGCGUUUUAGUGUUAAGAUAAGACUUAUUAUAAUUUACUGCGAUUAAUGUUUAA